Molecule: messenger RNA, 475 nt
Organism: Otolemur garnettii (small-eared galago)
Lineage: Eukaryota; Metazoa; Chordata; Mammalia; Primates; Galagidae
Gene: TIMM8B
Product: translocase of inner mitochondrial membrane 8 homolog B
Exons: 2
Coding region: 14-265 (83 amino acids)
Source: RefSeq, a predicted model, not a curated record
GAGAGCGCUGACAAUGGCGGAGCUGGGCGAGGCGGAUGAAGCGGAGCUGCAGCGCUUGGUGGCAGCGGAACAGCAGAAGGCACAAUUCACUGCACAGGUGCAUCACUUCAUGGAGCUAUGUUGGGAUAAAUGUGUAGAAAAGCCAGGAAAUCGCCUAGACUCCCGCACUGAAAAUUGUCUCUCUAGCUGUGUGGACCGUUUCAUUGACACCACUCUUGCCAUCACCAGUCGGUUUGCCCAAAUUGUACAGAAAGGAGCACAGUAGGCCGUCCCCUGGGAGAAUGACAAGAGAAGCAAAGGACUUGUCAUUACAGCAGAUUGAAGGGCUAGCAGGGGAAGGUUGUCAACCCACUGUCAUGUCUACUGGUGCUAAAAAGUAACAGCUCAAAUGUUCAAAAAGUGAAAUUUAUUUAUUUGGAAUUCAGAAAUUCCAGGUUGUAUCACAUCAGUUAUUGAAUAAAUGUGAAUUCUCCAA